Elgaria multicarinata webbii is the source of this 3612-nucleotide messenger RNA. It is a transcript of the gene TMEM143, whose product is annotated as transmembrane protein 143. The record is from RefSeq and is a predicted model, not a curated record. The coding region runs from base 544 to 1818 and encodes 424 amino acids. Lineage: Eukaryota; Metazoa; Chordata; Lepidosauria; Squamata; Anguidae. The transcript is spliced from 7 exons.
UAUAGGUUGGACCUUGUUGCUUUCAUGGUGGAUUUCUUUUCCUUUCCCCCUCGUUGGAAUCGGGCCCAAAGUGAAUUUAAAGGCUUUUCUUGCCCGGAGAGGAAAGAAUAACUGCUUAGUCUGUAAGUUGGUGGGGGGCAUAGAAUGGCACUGUGUGGUCUUUAACCUCAUCAGUUCAGCCAUCAUGCUGCAUGUUUAGCAGUGAACUUUGACCUCCACAUCCUACUUUACUGCUUUGCUGGAUCGGGACCCAGGGGGCCCCCCUGUACCUCUGGGGGUGAUGCAUUGUAGCUUGUGCAUGAGACCUCCGCUCUGGCUGAGGUCCUGAUCCCAAACAUCCUUUGCCUCACAGCUCGGUUUGGCGAAACCUCUGAUCUCGCUGCUUUGAAGGACGCGGGUGGAGUGUGGGACUCUUCCAAACCAUGAUCUGUGCCAGCUGCAUCCCACGUGCAAAAUAGUGUCCGUUAGAAGAGCUUUGCACAGGAAGCCGGCCAUGCCCUGACAUGACCAUUUUCUGACAGUUAACCUUUGGACUCUUUGAAAAUGCUGUGUGUAACACGAUUAGCCCUAGGGGCCAGGGUCAUAAGGUUGCCAGCCCGUGGCAAGGGCUCCCUAGCCACCAAGAUGGUGAAAUACAGGAAGAUGCGGAAACCGACGGAGCCACAAGACUGGGCGAUGGAUUAUCGCGAGAGAUACAUCCCCUUUUCCAAGGACCAGCUGGUUGAUGCCCUAGUGAAGGAGUUCCACUCCUCUAGCCAUGCGGAUCGUGUCUCAUUCCUGGCAUUUGUCUCUCAAGUGGACGCCUCCCUCCUGCACCGUUACCACUCCAUCCUAGAGCAGUUAAAGGCUGUCUAUUCACCUAUUAAUCCUGACCGGGACACCCUGCAGGAAUUCUCUUUGACAGAUGCGGAGCGGUUAACAAAAGAACAGGAAGUUUUCGCCAGGAUGGAACCUCUGCUGGACCAAGCCAACUUUAACAACCUGUCAGAGGAAGCAUUAGCCUAUGCCCUUGUGAUCCACCACCCUCACGAUGAAGUCCAGGUGUCAGUGAAUCUGGAUCAGUAUGAAUACAUGAGAUUCUGGGCUCUCGGCCAACGGAUAGGACCACUGCGUGUGAUGACUACCAUCAAGGCCCAGAGUAGGGGGUUCUUUGGCACAUCUCGGAUUCCAGAAAACAGGCAUUACUUCAAACGGGUGGUGGUGGCAGCCCGGAUUAAGAACUCCCACCUGGUGCUGAAAUGCUUUAAGGACAUUCCCCUGGAAGGCCUGGAGCAGCUGCUGCCAGCCGUCAAAGUCCGCACCUCCAUCUUCUACCGGGCCCUUCUCAACACCAUGCUUGUAGUGAGCGGUUUGGCUCUCUUUGUCAAUGUGGGGAUGGUGGUGCUUUCCGACCUUAAGAUCGGCACCACAACCCUGCUGAUGUUCUUCGCUGCCUUAAUGGCCUUCCGGGCUUGGAAGGUCUUUGGCCAGCGCCGUAAUAUCCACUCCCUUGAGCUCGUGCACAUGCUGUAUUACCGCAGCACGUCCAACAACUCUGAGCUGCUGGAUGCCCUCACUCUGCGGGCCCAGGAAGAGCAUGCCAAGGAGGUCAUCUUGGCCCACAGUUUCCUCCUCCAGCUGCAGCAGCAGCACCUCUUGCAGGGCGACACAGACUCGGAAACUGUCGAACAAGUGAGGCAAGCGGUUCAGGCUUGGUUGCACCUCCACUCUGGGCUGGACUUAACCUUCUGUGCCGAACGGGCCUGCAAGCAUCUCAGGGAACUUGGAGCUGGGGGUGUAAGUCCUCCCGCAGCUGGGUCCCAUCCUGGGACCGGGUAGGAGGAGCCAUCUCCUAUUACUCAAGCCAGCACAUUUGGUUCUAAAUGGUCAGACCCCCUGGCAAGUCCUCUAAUGCUGAGCAUGCUAAGUUUAGAAGGCACAAGUAUGGAUUGGCUUAUUUCCCCCAGGGCAUUAUGGGAGCAGUGCCCAGGGGCCUGGUUGCUGAUGCUGCAUGGAUACCCAGAAGCCACAAGAUUUCUGCUACUGUUCUUGGGCUGCCUCUGUUUCGAUGUGUUUCUUCCUCCAGAAAUCAUGUCAGGUGAAACACCAGCACGUAACGUCAUGAGAGGUGCAAAUAACUACGUGACAUUCGUACAACGUUAGACCUCAUUGGGGAGAUGGGGAGCAUGGAUAUUACACCUCAGAGUCAAUUAUCAGGGUCGAGGGUUGUCUUGCUUUUAAAAUUCCCUUUUUUCGUUUCUGCAAAACAUUUUUCAUAUACACACUGGUGCUUGUUUGGUUGUGGGUUUUUUUGAACUGCCUGUUCUUCUUUCUCUGAGGAAUGAGGAGAAAGCAGUUCCUUUACGGGGUUGUUCACAUUCGGAAUGAGAAUGGUGCAAAGCAAUGAAUCUCUUGCACUUAGGGCAAGAUGGGUUUUUAAUAUCCUUUGUUCUCCUGCUUGGGGCUUUUUUUUUAAGUAUUAAAUCUCUUUUAUAGCACUUUGAAAUGCAUAACAUACAUUUAUGUGGAGCUUGAAGACCACACAGUACUCUAGGUUCUUGUUUUUCCUGUUUUAUAUAUAGAUUACCAAGAUUCAGAGACCCACACUGUAUAGUGUUGGACAAGUCAGUAAGUUCAGGUAGUGCUUUAGCUUGCUAGGGAAAAACACUCUUUGCAUGCCCAGAGGCAUUUUUAUAUAUUAUUGCAUCUGCUAUUCCAGGUUUCGCUCCUGAUACUGAGAACAGAUUCCAGAGUUGCAACAAAUAUAAGUCCUGACUUAAUAGAUGAAUUGAGCCUUGAAUCUAGGACUCCUGGGCAUAAGUCUCGAUAUUGUAUCCACUGGACCACAUUGUCUUUUUCUGGACAUCAGACCCUUCACCACAAUGGUUUUUAGCCCAGGGACAUGCACAUGUGGUGGGAAUUCCUGAGAGGGCUGUUGAUAAAUUUGAAGUGGAGGCAGCUUUGCUGCCUCGUCCUUCUGUGUGCAAUAAGAUCUUAACCUAUCUUCACUGAAGAGGUACCAGCCUACCUGACGUCUGCCUUCCUGUGUCAAUGAAGCACGCAUGUUCAAUGCAAGUGUGCGCGCACCUGAGGAAGCUAGUACUUUGCCCUUAAGAAAGUGAUUGCAACUGUGCGCAGCUGUGGUAUUGUUCACUGCUAGCUGUGUAAGACUGGGGUGUGUGUGUGUGAGUUGUAUUGAAGGGGCCCACGCGCAAGGUGUGUGUGUGUUUUCCCCUCACAGUGGUGCGAGAAGCAGCACCUGCCAGAAUUCUCUAUUCUGUGUCUCUCCAGGAAAGCCUCAACCAUAGGACUGAAUAGGAUGCAAAGAUGAGGAGGUAGAUGCUGUUUGCGUGUACUGCUGCUGCCUGCAAUUUCGGUCUGUUACUAAAUAUCUGAAUAGGGCAGUUACCUGUCGACUGGCACGUGUGGUGGCAGGAGGGGAUGAGCCCUAUAUCAAGAGCCUGGCUUAAAGCCUCACCCAACCUGGCCUACCCAAAGUGAACACUGAGUCUUAAAAUAGUCCUGAUUGUUGUCUUCCACCCACACUGGAAGCUGCCAUGGCUUGGGGACGGGGGAAGCAUGAAUGUCUACUGUAUCUUGAGUGCAAUAAAAUAUUUUCCCCACCUCCCCAAA